Messenger RNA from Trifolium pratense (red clover), 1559 nucleotides. RefSeq names its product methionine aminopeptidase 1D, chloroplastic/mitochondrial. Bases 56 to 1114 code for a protein of 352 amino acids. The record is from RefSeq and is a predicted model, not a curated record. NCBI's taxonomy places the organism in Eukaryota, Viridiplantae, Streptophyta, Magnoliopsida, Fabales, Fabaceae. Gene Ontology annotation, molecular function: metalloaminopeptidase activity. The transcript has 10 exons. Gene Ontology annotation, biological process: proteolysis.
AACAACAAAUUUUGCUGUAGGACGAAGAGAUAACAGAAGGGAGUUCAGAAGAAAUAUGGCGAUGGCGAAUAGCAGCGUGUCACUGUUAAUGUCUUCUUUCAUGGGAGAUCAAUUCCUACGCUGCUCACGUCACCAUUCUCUUCCUCAACUAUUCCGUUACAAACCAGGAAUCAAUCAUGUUUCGAUGCAGUUACCUCGAUCACUUUCUGGCUUAACCAAUCUCUUAUUCAAUAGAAGGAAUAUUGAUGAAUUGUCUAAUAGCAACCGUAAACGCUUGAGACCUGGAAUAGUUUCUCCGCGACGAAAAGUGCCCAAGGACAUAACAAAGCCUCCAUAUGUAAAAUCUAUGGUUCCCCCAGGGAUUGCGAGUGGACCUGAAGUGCAUGACAAGAAGGGGAUAGAAUGCAUGAGAGCCUCUGGUAGGCUUGCAGCACAGGUUCUUCAAUAUGCUGGCACUUUAGUCAAGCCAGGCAUAACAACAGAUGAAAUUGACGAAGCAGUUCACCAAAUGAUAAUUGAUAAUGGAGCAUACCCAUCUCCUCUUGGCUAUGGUGGUUUUCCAAAGAGUGUCUGCACAUCUGUGAAUGAAUGCAUUUGCCAUGGAAUACCAGAUUCCCGUUCCCUUGAGGAUGGUGAUAUAAUCAACAUUGAUGUUACUGUUUAUCUAAAUGGCUAUCAUGGUGAUACAUCGACAACUUUCUUUUGCGGAGAUGUCAAUGAUGAAGCCAAAAAACUAGUACAGGUCACUAAAGAAAGCCUAGAUAAAGCGAUAUCAGUAUGUGGACCAGGAGUGGAAUUUAAGAAAAUUGGCAAAACAAUUCAUGAUCAUGCAGAUAAAUAUGGAUACGGUGUUGUGCAACAGUUUGUUGGCCAUGGAGUUGGACGUGUUUUUCAUGCUGAUCCAGUUAUUCUUCACUUUAGAAACAAUGAAGAUGGGCGAAUGAUGUUAAAUCAAACCUUCACGAUUGAACCAAUGCUGACUAUUGGCAGCAUCAAUCCUGUGAUGUGGAAAGACAAUUGGACAGUUGUAACGGAAGAUGGAAGUCUUUCAGCUCAGUUUGAACACACCAUUUUGAUAACACCCGAUGGGGCUGAAAUUAUGACUCAAUGCUGAUAGAUGCAAACAUUCAAUAUCUUUGCAUCACUCGCACAGAGAAGCUUAUUAUUGAGGAGAUGCUAUUAAUUUAUUUACUUCCAGCUUCAUAUCGAAGUUCUUGCUGGAGAUUACCCAAGGUAAACGACAACGAAGCUUGUGCCAAAUGAGUAACAGUGUUGUAUUGUUUCUGUAUCAUAUUUAUAUGGUCUUAAAUUUUUACUGUCUCCUCCUCAUCAAUUGAUAUUUAAUUAUAUACUCCUUUUUCAUUGUUAUGGCGGGGAGAAAACAAUGGCACUGUAUAUAGCUAGUAAUUAUCAGCUUGGAUUUAUAUCUUGACAAGGCCAAAAAAGUAGAGGAUUCCCUCAAUGUUGUUCACUGUAUGCGAAAUAAGCUGAAAGUGAAAACCAUUAUAUAUCAGGUGUAAUGCAUAAAUUUAACGUUAUAUAAUAGGUAACUUUCCUUA